Molecule: messenger RNA, 264 nt
Organism: Pelobates cultripes (western spadefoot toad)
Lineage: Eukaryota; Metazoa; Chordata; Amphibia; Anura; Pelobatidae
Source: the annotation of a GenBank genome assembly
AUGAAGGCAGACUUUAAAUCCGCUGUGGAUGAUAUCCACAAGGAGGUGCAGGAGAUUGGCAUGCAUAUGGGCGCACUGGAGGAGAGAGCGGACGAGUUCUGCCUAGCCAACAAUGAAAUUGUAGAUAAAAUACACAAGUUGGAAACAGACCAUAAGGGACUGGUGGAAAAAAUGGCGGAUCUGGAGUUCCGCUCGCGCCGCAAUAACAUCUGCGUGCGUGAGGUCCCGGAGACCAUCACUACUGAGCAACUGCGAGAAGAGUGA